Hermetia illucens (black soldier fly) is the source of this 5105-nucleotide messenger RNA. RefSeq names its product zinc finger FYVE domain-containing protein 9 (gene Sara). Gene Ontology annotation, biological process: endosomal transport. Gene Ontology annotation, molecular function: metal ion binding. Lineage: Eukaryota; Metazoa; Arthropoda; Insecta; Diptera; Stratiomyidae. The record is from RefSeq and is a predicted model, not a curated record. Gene Ontology annotation, cellular component: early endosome membrane.
UUUUCAAUCGAUGAAGCUGUUGCUGGAAAUAAUAAUAAUAAUAAUCGUUGGCGCAACAAUCCAAUUGGAUCAGAGCCUUGAAGUGUGUUAGAGCACGUCAUUCAAGAUCGUAACGGUACAGUAUAGGGUAGCAGUACCCUGUAGGAGGCAAUGGGGUCAGCAUUGCCACUCGCCCGAGAUUUAUACCCUGAUUUAAAGAGAAGAUUAGAUAUAAAUUGAUAUGAAUAUGCAUUGAUCUAAUGGAUCUAUUUUCGGUUAUAUACGGGCUAACAAUAUAUAUUAUUAACCAAAAUAGCAGUGUUGGUAACACUUUCUUGUUUCUCCUCCAUACAAGCAAUUGCACUUGCAACGAACUGCGAACCCAUGAUUUGGCUGUCAUCCUAGGAAGGGAUUUACGAUGAAAACAAAAUUCAAGUUGCAAUAGGAAUAACCUUUACAUGACGAACCUAUUUGAAGGUUCCACUUCUCGAUUUUGAAAAUAAGUGAAACUUGUCGCUAAUCGGUCUAGCUUGGUGUGUUGUGAAAGUUCUGUUGACAUAGUUGAAGAUUUUUAACAUACGUGAAAGUGGACUGCACAAAUGUCACAGUGAAAAUAUAACUAUUCUCCCAGUCCGUGAGGAAAGGAUAUUUUUGAGACGUUGUUUAGCCUUCACCACUGUUGUAAUAUUUCUCCCUAAGCAUUACGUAGCAUAAUUGUCGUCAUUCUAUUCGUUUUAUCUAUUCUGCUGAAUCUGAAUCAUUCUUGCUGUUCUAAGGGUGAAAGCUGGGUCUUUUCUUAAGGCUUAGGUAAUGCAAUGCUGGAGUGAGGAAAAUAAAUUUGAAUGAAAGCAUAUAAUCUCGAUAGCUCGUGAGGUAUCACGAGAAUUUCAAAAUGGAUUUGGUUGAUAUCGAUAAAGUCCUAGAUGAUUUGGAACUGAAUGAGGACGAGACGAAGUUCAAAACUCCGGCUAGACAUUCCGUCAAAACUAAAGUUUGCCCUGAAGAAACUGAACAACCACAGCCGCAAGUUCAACAGGCAUUCGAACCUUUUCCAGUGGUUUCCACAAUAGAGGCCAAUAACAACAACGAGAAACCCACCAAGUCAAAAAGUUUUGUAAAUAUAACCAAUGUUUUCAGUUGCCUUCAUGAAUAUGUAAACGUUGAUAUUGAACAUAUCAUCCGCGCCGGAACACCACGUAAACAGGAGCAAGAACUAGGUGAUUCUCAUCAAGAAACUACACAGAUUCCACCCCAAAUCCAAGAAAAACAACCUCACGGUGAUAAUGACGAUGAUGAAGAAUGUACUGAUUGCUUCCCAGAAGACGAAAAUUGCGGUGGAAUAACAUCCGCUAGUUCAAUUACAACCUCAUCACCCUCAUCUUUUUCCUCUGGUCCAUCGCCAGGUUCGUCAAGUGAUUCAUCUAAAUCAUUCACUCCCGAAGAUGAAUUUUGCAAUUCAAAAAACGACCAGGAACAGGACGAUGAUUCCCCUGCCAAACCCGAAAAGAUUGCAGAACGUAGCGAUGUGGAUUCUCACUCCUCAGGCGCAGUAACUGACCCAGAGGGCGAAAUCGAACCAGAUAUUAACACAUAUCAAGGAUCUAGAAACACCAAAGGUCUUGAUGAAAAUAGCUGUGAACUUGGAUUGUCAUCGAUAUCAUCAUGUUUUUACAACGAGAACACUUCUUCAUCUUUCCCUGGCCUAAGCAAUGAUUUAUAUAAACUGGAUGCAUUGAACUCUGCACCUUCAUCCACUCCGAAAGAUAGUGAAGAAAUCGUUUCCGAGGAAGCAGAAAAAAGCCACACUGAAAACAUCAUUGACCAUCAUCCAACUGCAAUUAAUACCCCCGAACAAGAAGUAAACUUUGUGCAACCAGAUGAAAGGUUAAAUCCUACAAACUCACCACGAGAAUCUCAGGCAAUAGAUCAACCGGCUGUAAUUGGAUUUGGUUCAACAAUGGAUGAAAUAUCAGAUACUGAAUUGGAUAGCAUUUUACAAGAAAUUGAUAGCGAUCUGCAGAUUUUUAAUUCCGCCAAAACGUCUGAGUUCGAACGUGAAACAACACAAAACGAAGUACUCGAUACGUUGGAUAAAAGCGACGUCGCUUCAGCCUCCAUGUGCGUUCCUCCUGUAGACCGAACAUCAAAAGCCACUACUGAUGAAGAUAGUCAUGGCAACGAUAACAUUGCUAACAUGGAUAACUUCUCCCAGGCAUCUACCAUCGAAUUUGCAGAAUCCCGUAUUCAAACUGAUUUUGAAAAUGAACCACCAGCUGUUCAGACCGGCAACUACGAGGGACUAGCAACAAGCGACACUCUUACAACAACAGAAUGUCACCAAGAAAUUUGCAAUUUUACAUGUGAAAAUCAAGAAAGCAAUUUGGAUACAGAUCAAACAACAAAGGUCAAUCAACAUCGUCCAAAUUCCCUCGACAUUCCUGCACAAUCGAUCAAUGUAAUUUCGACGGCAGGCCAGACACCUCCUGCAUCUGUUUUAGACAACGAUCGCAAUACUGUGUCAAAUUCAAGUUCAGACGACCUGUCCCCCCAAACUUCCGGCCAAGUCUCCGAAAGCGAGAUCAUGGCGUCAACUCCUAUUCAAGCUACAGGAUUCAGUGGUGACUCUAAAUUGGGUAAAGUGCCACCGUUUUGGAUACCCGAUAGUGAAGCUCCAGCAUGUAUGCAAUGUCAAAUAAAGUUUUCCUUAAUAAAACGGCGUCACCACUGUCGUGCUUGUGGUCUUGUCCUUUGUUCCACGUGCUGUUCUCAAAAGGCUAAACUUGAGUUCCUUGGGGACAUUGAAGUUCGCGUCUGUGUUCAAUGCCAUCUUAUCCUACGAGAACGGACCACAGGUUCCAACGAAUUGGGGCAAGUUAAUAUGAAUAUAAACGAAAAUGCUGCACUGAAUCGAUCACCGAAUCCGAACAACCCGAUGGAAUAUUGUUCGGUAAUCCCACCCCACCAGCAGGUUACAGACGCAAUCGCUUCCUCCAAUCCUAUAUCGGUGAUGGUUCCUGUCGGUGUUCUAAAGCGAGAAGGUGUUCCGCCAAAAAAUAAUCGAAAAGACAAAAACGUGAUAUUUAGUGAUGGAAUUCGACCUGGAUGUGAUCUAGCUGAAUUAGAUGAUACCUGGGACGACAAGGGUGAAAGCAGUAGCAGCAGUAGAAAGUCAGGAAAUAACAACAGCAGAAAAUCACACACCCCAUCAGGUCUAAGUUCACCUCCCUAUCACGGUCAUGCGAGUUCCUCCCGUUCUAAACGGCCUGCUACCAAGUUUCAAGAAUCUGAAUCAUAUAUCCCAGAAACUCCAAACGGAUUACCGCCAAUUUAUACGAAAAAUAUCACUGAAACGGAGCUGAUUGACGUGGCAAACGAUGCUGAGCUUAUAUCACGCCUCAAAUCAGAAACCCUACAAUUCGCAAUCCAGAGAAAUUUAUAUGUUUUUGUUAAAAUCACAAAGCUAAAAUGCUGCGUCAACAAAACAGUUAUGAACUUCACCAGUCGAGGAAUGCAUCACGUCGGUCAAGAUGAAAUUGUAAUUCUUCUGGAAUAUGAUGAAACUUCGACGAAUCCUCAAAAUAGACUUGUGCCUAAGGAUAUCUUUGUUCACUUGAAUUUAAUCUAUUGUCAAGCCCAUAGGGGUCGAACAGUUAGCGAACUAGGGUUUUCAAUGCCCAAUUCACAGUAUUUUCUAGGAUCCCGUGAUCAUGGUGGCUUUCUCUACAUAAGGCCAACAUUUCAAUGUCUUUUGGAACUUUGUUUGCCAGACGCUCCAUUCCUUAUAGGUAUUUUGAUACAUAAAUGGGAAAUUCCAUGGGCGCGAGUGUUUCCCUUAAGAUUGAUGCUCAGGCUUGGAGCGCAAUUUAGAUACUAUCCGAGUCCGCAUGUGUCAGUACCGUUCCGUGAUCCUGUUUAUGGUGAAAUAGCCCAGACAAUCAUCAAUUUUCUAGCGGACUUUCGAAACUACUCCUACACUCUAGGUACCAUUCGUGGAAUGUAUAUUCAUAUGGAGGAUCGAAAAACUAAUGUGUUGAUACCAAAAAACCGACAUGAUCAAAUCCUUAAGGCACUAAACAAUUCAAGUGAUCAUAUCCUGGCUCUUGGUGGCAACCUGUCGAAAAAAGCAGAUGGCCACUUGGUAUGUAUUCAGAAUAUGGAAUCUAAUUGCGCAGAGUCACACACGUACUCCACCCAAGCUAUUAAUAUCCAGGGGCAGCCAAGAAAAGUAACCGGUGCUAGUUUCCUAGUACUCAAUGGUGCCUUAAAAUCAUCUAGCGGGCUGCAGGGAAAGUGCAGCAUAGUUGAGGAUGGUCUUAUGGUUCAAAUAUUGCCCGCAAAAAUGGCUCUAGUCAGAACUGCUUUACAGAAUAGGACAGAUGUUGAGAUUGUUUGCGGUCCUGUCGAUGCCGACGAAUCACAAACAGAGACUGUCAACAUACUAUGGACAGAUGAUGAUAAAGAGUUUAACAUAGGUGUGAAAUCACCGAUCGAUGGUAGGAAAAUGGAUGGUAUUCCUAGCAUACGUGUUCAUUCUGGGUUGAAUCACUCCAAUGCCAGCCACAUCCUACGAUGGACAGAAGUGUUUAUAAUUCAAAUGGACGACGAAUCACCGCAUGAUAAGGAUACAAUCGAUGUUCAGAAAAUUUCUGAACAAAUAGCCAAAAGUGCGUCGAGUGCGCUAGUCUCUUUCUUGGAUCUUUUGGCGGCUAGUGGCUGUGUUAGGAUAGGAUUACGUGUAACGCUACACCAGGAUAAUGUUUGUUAUGAAACUGGCUCACUGAAUUCCAAGUUACCACCAUUAUAUAUGAAUGCUCUAGACAACGAGCUGAUUCCAACUCUUCAUCGGCUUGGGACAAGUUUACACGGAAUCGGCAAGCCAAUUAUUUUUGAAUUGAUUUUUCAUAUUCUUGAUAAAUAAAAUCAAUGUUUUCCUUUUCUUCCCUUCCCUCCUUAUUGUGUUUAAAAUCAUAUCUUAUUAGAAACAUUCGUAUUUAUUAGCAAAUGUUCACAAGUGAGUAGUGUAACACUCUUGCAAGCUUAACGAAUGGAGCAAGCAUAUAUAUAUAUAUAUGUAUGUAUAUAUAUUGUAUAUUGUCUGUAUAAGUAAAUGGAACUAUGUUACAAUA